Molecule: messenger RNA, 3747 nt
Organism: Oxyura jamaicensis (ruddy duck)
Lineage: Eukaryota; Metazoa; Chordata; Aves; Anseriformes; Anatidae
Product: collagen alpha-1(XXVIII) chain-like
Exons: 35
Coding region: 111-3719 (1202 amino acids)
Molecular function (GO): serine-type endopeptidase inhibitor activity
Source: RefSeq, a predicted model, not a curated record
CACCCAGCACAGGCAGGACAGCACUGCUGCCAGCAAGCCGAGCGCAGCAUCCUGCAUCUCUGCAGAGCCUCUUGGUUAGGAGCAUCAAGGAAACAGAAACCAAACAAAUUAUGUUCUUCAGACUCUGGUGGCUUUUGUGGAUACUUGAACAACAUCAAUUUUUAGCAGAAAAUCUCAGGGAAGAAAAAAGUUAUGGACUGAGAAGACCCAAACCUAAACACAUUCUGUCAAAUACCGUGGAAAAAUAUCCCAGCCCAAGUGAUCAAGAUGAAGACUGCAUUCUGGAAAUUGCUUUUUUACUGGACAGCUCCGAGAGUGCUAAGGAUUAUAAUCACGAACAGCAGAAAAAAUUUGUACUGGAAACAGUAGACAGAAUGAAAGGUCUGCAGCUUAGUUCUGGACGGACCCUUAGCUGGAGGAUGGCCUUACUCCAGUACAGCAGCACUGUUUUCAUAGAACAAACUUUCCGUAACUGGAAAGGUCCUGAAGCAUUCAAAUCCCACAUUGCUCCCAUCACCUACAUAGGUCAUGGUACCUACACAACUUAUGCUAUUACUAACCUCACACAACUCUACAUGACUGAAGGGACUCCAGGUAGCGUGAAACUAGCCGUGCUCUUCACCGAUGGAGUUGACCAUCCAAGAAACCCAGAUAUUUUUGCAGCUACAGCUGAUGCUAAACACCAAGGAAUUGUAUUGUUCACAAUGGGAAUGACCAGAGUGGCUGAGGAGGUUAGCAAUGCUGCCAAGCUCCGGCUCCUGGCCAGUAUCCCAGCAUCCAGGUUUGUUUUCAACCUCCAGGACAAAGGAACUGUGGAGAAGGUUCUCAGAGAAAUGGUAUGUACAGAAAAAUAUUACAAAUGGCUAGAGGAACAUUGUCCACAGGCUGCCAUAUGUAACUGUGAAAAGGGAGAGAGAGGCCUUCCUGGCCCUGCUGGUAAAAAGGGUCGCACUGGGGAUGAUGGAGCUCCAGGCCUGAAAGGAGCAAAGGGAGAACCGGGUCUUAAUGGAAUCCCAGGACGAGAUGGAAUAGAGGGGAAAUCUGGGUAUAAAGGAGAGAAGGGUGAAAGAGGUGAAUGUGGAAUCCCAGGGAUAAAAGGAGACAGAGGUCCUGAAGGUCCAGUUGGCCCCAGAGGAACAAGAGGGCCCCAGGGUCCACAAGGUCAAGCUGGAGAUCAAGGGCCUGAAGGCCUGCAAGGAUCAAAGGGUGAAAGAGGUCUCCCGGGGCCACCAGGCUUACCUGGAGAGACUGGAAUAGGACUACCAGGCCCAAAGGGUGACAUCGGUUUGACAGGAAGACCAGGCCCUGUUGGCCCACCUGGAGUUGGUGAGCCAGGACUUCUGGGGCCUCAAGGACCACAGGGUAUUCAAGGAGAACGAGGUUCACCAGGAGAAGGGCUUCCAGGAACAAAGGGAGACCGUGGUUUUGAUGGACCAAAAGGCCCUCGUGGACUUCCAGGCAUCGGCAUAAAAGGUGAAAAGGGUGAAUUUGGUCCUCCUGGUUUACCUGGGCCAAUAGGAUUACCUGGAAUUGGAAUUCAAGGAGAGAAGGGAGUGGAGGGCCCAAAAGGACCACCUGGCUCCAGAGGGCUUCCAGGACAGGGACUACCUGGACCAAAGGGUGAACAAGGCUUGCCAGGAGAAACUGGAGUGCCAGGAGAAAGAGGUGUUGGAGAACCUGGUUCUAAGGGUGAGCCAGGCCUUUCAGGACUUGCAGGUCUGCCUGGCCUUCCAGGAGAAGAUGGAGCACCUGGACAAAAGGGUGAACCAGGAUUGCCUGGUCUUAGAGGCCCUGAAGGUGCUCCAGGGGUUGGAAUACAAGGGGAGAAGGGAGAUCAAGGUCAGAGAGGAAUACGUGGAUUAACAGGACCAACAGGAGUGCCUGGGCCUGCAGGAGCUAAAGGAGAGCCUGGGGUACCAGGACGUCUUGGAAUGCCAGGCCCUCCUGGAAGAGCUGUACCUGGACCAAAGGGUGACAUUGGGUUACCUGGUCUUGCUGGACCAAUUGGAGAACCAGGUUUUGGGCUUCCUGGGGCAAAGGGUGACCGAGGCCUUCCAGGACCCCCUGGGCCCUUUGGGCCAAAAGGAGAUGGUUAUCCUGGACCACCUGGCUUGCCAGGCCUUCCUGGGAUUCCUGGUGAACAAGGACCUGAUGGAGUUGGACUACCAGGACCUAAGGGUGAUCCCGGUAGUAGAGGACCAAUUGGUCUCCCAGGUCCCCCAGGAGAAGGCCUGCCAGGACCAAAAGGAGCCGUAGGAUGCCCAGGGCCACCUGGCUCUUUGGGACCUCCUGGUGAAGGCAUUCAAGGAAUUAAGGGGGAACAAGGAAUUCAUGGAAUGCCAGGACCACGAGGCCCUCCUGGAGAAGGGCUUUUGGGACAGAAGGGAGAUCGAGGAGCUACAGGUGAAAAGGGGAAAAAAGGAGACAAGGGCAAUGUGGGUGACCCUGGUUUAGCUGGAGAACCUGGCAAGAUUGGACCAAAAGGAGACCAAGGCCUAACAAGAGAAGAUAUAAUUAAAUUAAUUAAAGAGAUAUGUGGUUGUGGUAUUAAAUGUAAGGAAAUUCCUAUGGAGCUUGUAUUUGUGAUUGACAGCUCUGAGAGUGUCGGACCAGAAAAUUUUGAGAUUAUCAAAGACUUUGUAACUGCUUUAGUAGACAGAGUAACUGUAGGCAGAAACGCUACCAGAAUUGGCCUUGUACUCUACAGUUUAGAAGUUCGGCUAGAAUUUGGUCUCAACAAGUACACAACUCAACAGGAUGUCAAACGAGCAAUUAGAAAAAUGCAAUACAUGGGAGAAGGCACUUACACAGGAACUGCUAUCCGUAAAGCAACCCAGGAAGGAUUUUUAGGUGCUCGAACAGGAGUGCGAAAAGUAGCUAUUGUGCUAACAGAUGGCCAAGCAGACAAGAGAGAAGCAGUGAAACUAGAUAUUGUUGUUCGAGAGGCUCACGCAGCAAACAUCGAAAUGUACGCGAUAGGAAUUGUAAAUACUUCAGAUCCAACACAGGCUGAGUUUGUGCAUGAAUUAAAUCUGAUUGCUUCAGAUCCAGACAGAGAACAUAUGUAUCUCAUCGAUGACUUUAAUACCCUUCCAGCUCUGGAGUCCAAAUUAGUCAACCAAUUUUGUGAGGAUGAACAUGGUACUUUAAUAUACAAUCGUAACGGAAAUGGUGCAAGCAUAAGUGGACCAUCUUUCCAUUCAGUAUCUUCAAGUUCUUCAUAUUACAGGCUUCAGAACAACAAUGUUAAUGGGCAAUCACUUUCAGCACAGACACCUGGAGUAUCCACAGCAGAAAGUCCUCUGGGACUUGGUGACCUUCCUCAACCAUUAGUUCCGACCAAAGUACCUCCUGUGGUAGUUUACGAAGCUUAUGAAGAGGAAUUAGAGGAAGAGGAACAAUCGUCUUUGCUAACAGUGGACACUAGAGCCAUGAUAUCAUCAUUGCCACCAUCAGAUGAAGUGCUGACUCAUUCAACUGCAGGGCUCACACCAAGGCCAGAAAGCGUUCUGGACCUCCGAUGCAAGUUAAGGCUGGAUCAAGGGCCAUGCCGUGUUUACAUUAUAAAAUGGUAUUAUGAUAAACAAGCCAAUGCUUGUGCUCAGUUUUGGUAUGGUGGCUGUGAUGGGAAUGCAAAUCGUUUUGAGAGUGAAGAGGAAUGUAGAGAGGCUUGUGUAUUUGCUUCUGGAGGUAAGAAUUUGUAUCUAUCUCUACGUUAAUAACUAGCAAGUUAUUAAAUUGCUAUUU